AUGUCCUCCUCUCAGCAGCCCAGCCAUCCUGGCACCAGCCGCCCCAGCCGCCGUUCCAUCCCCAACUCCGAUAGAGUUUCAGACAGCAUGGCGCGAUCGGAUACAAGUCCAGCAGCAACGCCAGCGUCGCAAACCCAACGUAAUGACGAAUCAUGGGUCGAGGUCGCGUCGCAACCGUCCUCCUCCUCCCUCUCCUCCAUCGGAGACGAGAUCGUUACGACCGGUCUGCGAGUCGGCAGCCACUCGCACCCACCCCGAAGGAGACGUUUGCAACACCAUUAUUACCAGUCCAUGCAACAACAAAUGCAAAGCCGCGCUGCUGCGCAGGCAGGCACAAGCAGUCAGGACGAAUACGACGAGACAGAGAGCGAGGAGGAUCGCUUGAUGACCUCGUCUAACGAGAACCUGGGCGCUCGACCCGGAAAUGGACAUGUUGCCCUACAACGGUCGCAGACUGCGAUCGGUCCCGGCGCCGACUUGUCCGACUCGGAGGAUGACGACAACGGCACUGCGCUGGGCAGGCCAUCACCUUCACAAGGCUUCCGCCCUCAACCCAACGCCUUUUCGCAUCCUCCUGCUCACCUCAGCCAUCGCAGCUACUCCACAAGUUCGGCGGUUCCGCCCCAUCACCCCGCGGCCAGGACACAAUCAUACUCCCACAGGUCACACCAUCGCGCCCGUGCAGGCUUCAUGUCCCCGGCCUACCAGGCAGACAACGACGCCGCACUGCGUGCAUCCCUAACUACACUGCUCUCCUGCGCCGCUGCCGCCAAGAGCCUGCCCGGAAGACGCAACGUGGCCGCCGAGCCAUCAUCGGGGGAGCCGGUCAUGGGCGCAGGCGUCGGCCCGAGUAGCCAGCCGAUGGAGCUGAGACUGGUGCCAGAGUCCGAAUUGGGCCCCGGAGGCUCGCCGGUGCACGUGUCCUCUGCGGCGAAACCAUCGCCCCGGACGCGCCAGCCCACGACUCGGACUACAUCUAAUUCCAGCGCACAGAGCGCUCCCGCGUCCGUGUCGUCCAAAGAAGAGAAGGGCAAAAGGGCUGCUUCGACCGCCCAGCAAAAGCCCCAGCGCGCCACCAAGAAGAAGAAGGUGUCUGCGGUGGGCGUGGACGACAACACUGUCACAUGGAUCAGCCCUGCCACGCUGACGUGGGUCCUGGGCACCGGAGUCGUGCUUCUAGUGUCCGUGGUGGGCUUUGGUGCGGGUUUCGUGGUUGGGCGCGAGGUCGGCAGGCAGGACGUCCUGCACACGAUGGGCGGUGGAGGUGCACCGAUGGGUGCGGGUACGAAUGCCACGUCUUGCGGUGGUGAAGUGAUCCAGAGUACAGGCAGUGGAACGCUUAGGAGGUGGCGCUGGGGUUCCGGCAUGGGAAGGCUCGUGAGCGCCUAG
Molecule: messenger RNA, 1389 nt
Organism: Diaporthe amygdali
Lineage: Eukaryota; Fungi; Ascomycota; Sordariomycetes; Diaporthales; Diaporthaceae
Exons: 2
Coding region: 1-1389 (462 amino acids)
Source: RefSeq, a predicted model, not a curated record